UUAUUAGCUGCUGUAUAUGCAACCAUAGACUUAUAUACGCAACGUAACGAAUAACGGUACUGGAAUAACGGAACCUUUAAGCCAAUCAAAUCCUACAGCUGUGUCUUUUUCGACCAAUCAGACCACCGCUCCCUUCAUCGGCGUCUCACCAGCAACCACCAUCCGCUAGCUAGUUUAGCAUCAGUGUGGAGGAGAAGCUAACCUGCAGAGACAGACAUAUCUGUUCCCUCUUUUUGGUUAUGUAUUCCGCCUAAAUAUACUGUAGUUACCAGGCGUCCAAGUGACUAACUCGAAGAUGCAGUUCAUGCUGUUAUUCAGCCGGCAGGGAAAGCUGCGGCUACAGAAAUGGUAUGUGCCUCUGUCUGAUAAGGAGAGGAAGAAGAUCUCCAGAGACCUGGUCCAGACCAUAUUGGCCAGGAAGCCCAAGAUGUGCAGCUUCUUGGAAUGGAGGGACCUCAAAAUCGUGUACAAGAGAUAUGCAAGCCUGUAUUUCUGCUGUGCUGUGGAGGAUCAGGACAAUGAGCUGAUCACCCUGGAGAUCAUCCAUCGAUACGUGGAGCUGCUGGACAAAUAUUUUGGCAGUGUUUGUGAGCUGGAUAUUAUCUUCAACUUUGAGAAGGCCUACUUCAUCCUGGAUGAGUUCCUGCUGGGGGGAGAGGCUCAGGAGACGUCGAAGAAGAACGUGCUGAAGGCCAUCGAGCAGGCUGACCUGCUGCAAGAGGAGGCCGAGGCACCACGGAGCGUUUUGGAAGAAAUUGGGCUAACAUAAAUCAUCAUGUUGCAGUUCCUUCUUCCAGAUGCAGAUAUGGCAACCUCUAUGUCUCUCUCCUGUUGACUGUGUCAGUGUUGUAUGUAUAUAAUCACCAUCUAUGUAUUCUGUCAUGUACUAUCCAGUUGUGUCCUUUAAAUGUGGUGCCAACUGCGGUGUUGAUGUAUCUCCUCUGAACAAUCUCCCUCACUGUAUUCUGCAGUAGUAUUAACAUCCUUCACAGAAUUAACUUCUUAAAACUCAACUGAGUACAAUGUAGCGACGACAUGAAACUCCAGCACCGUAUUAAUCAUCACUGAUUUCAGAGUUGUGUGUGCUGUUUGGCUUCAAGUAUUUCUAAAGGUGCUGUCGUAGACUCAGUCGGCAAUUCUCAUGAUUUACCUUCACAUUCAGGCCAGAGCUCAGCAUCCAAAUACAAAAUAAAUAUUCUGACAUCUGUGAGGUUCAUUUGAUAAAACUGUUUUUGUUAACAAACUAAAUGCAUAAUUAAAAAGGUUUUUCAUCUUGUUUCUCAAAAGCAAAUGGGCAUUAUGUUGCUUCAUAUUAAAUACUGCAAAAACAAUAUAACAAUGUACAAAAUGAGCAAAUAUGUCAUUUUGUACUCGCAUCUGUCGAUUACAAAAGAGGCUCAUCUCUGGAAAUAUCAAUUAAAUCAAUCGAGAUGGUUAGAUGGGUCUUUGAGGACUACCUUAAGAACAGCGGUAAGUAAUGACCUGGGUUUUAUUAAAUGAAUAUUUUUUGAGAAGAUACUUGUGACUCUGAUAAGGAUAACACAUGAGAAUAACCAACGGGGGCUCGUGCUGUUGUGGGAAUCGCUGACACUGUUACAAUCACACGGGUCAUUCAACCUAACAAUUAAGUGAAAUUAAAAGACUUAACAUCAGUGUUUGUUAUGUAGGUUUGAACAAGUUUGUGUUUAGUGAGUUCUUAGAAAUGAACCAUGUAUAUUAUUUUCAAGACGUUGCCUUUUCUUAACCUCAGCAGUUUGUAAUGAGUCUUGUAGUGUUGUUUCCACAAAAAAAGACUUUUCCUGACAAAAGCAUUUGUUUUACAAUUUCAUAAUGGCCUCUGGAGUCAAAUCUGGGACAGGAAAGCAUAGCGACUCAAAAGAAAAAUCUAUUUUAUAUAUAUAGUUUAGUUUGGCUUAAAGACUAACAUGACCAAAGAACACUGUUUUAUCUUCUCGAUGGAGUCUACAGAAAGUUAACAUAGCAGAAAAGGGAUUUAGAGCGGCAGGAUGUUUGACAGAACAUGUAGGUGGGGAUUAUUUGGCCACAAUAUAGCAGUAUUAUUGUCCCAAACAGUUUAAGGGCAGGUCUAGCAUGAGUUUCUUUAUGGGGUAGAAGCGACAGAAGAUGAACUGCACAUAUCAGGGGACAUCAUGAAUAUUCAUCAGUGUCAGCUUGUUCACUUGUCAGCAGGAAAACAGGCCAACAAGUAAUGAAUGCAUGCUCAUCCAAGAAUUGUACCUGCAUUCUUAAAACCACAAAGUGUUGUCAUCGAACAUUCAGAAGUAAUUAUUCGACAUCUUUGAUUUCUGCAAAAAUAAAUCACUUUUUGUAUUAAACACUGCCAA
Messenger RNA from Gymnodraco acuticeps, 2345 nucleotides. RefSeq names its product adaptor related protein complex 1 subunit sigma 2 (gene ap1s2). The coding region runs from base 296 to 769 and encodes 157 amino acids. Gene Ontology annotation, biological process: intracellular protein transport; vesicle-mediated transport. Gene Ontology annotation, cellular component: AP-1 adaptor complex; membrane coat; intracellular membrane-bounded organelle. The transcript is spliced from 5 exons. NCBI's taxonomy places the organism in Eukaryota, Metazoa, Chordata, Actinopteri, Perciformes, Bathydraconidae. Gene Ontology annotation, molecular function: clathrin-cargo adaptor activity. The record is from RefSeq and is a predicted model, not a curated record.